Nelumbo nucifera (sacred lotus) is the source of this 2070-nucleotide messenger RNA. RefSeq lists its product as uncharacterized. Gene Ontology annotation, biological process: translational initiation. Gene Ontology annotation, molecular function: translation initiation factor activity. Gene Ontology annotation, cellular component: cytoplasm; eukaryotic translation initiation factor 3 complex. NCBI's taxonomy places the organism in Eukaryota, Viridiplantae, Streptophyta, Magnoliopsida, Proteales, Nelumbonaceae. The record is from RefSeq and is a predicted model, not a curated record.
GUAAAGAAAAAUUCUCAUCCUCACCGGAUGUUUUAGUUUCUGGACAAAAGCCCUGAUAUUCUCCUCCGGUUCGGACACUGUGCAGAACCCAAAAGCUCAAAACUAGAGGAACAGUCAUGGUGAACUCCUACGAUUACGAUGACGGAGACGGGUACGAAGACAUGGGCGGAGGUCACAGGCUGCAUCAGGACCUAGGCUACGACCCGAACUUCGUCCCCGACUCUGUUAAGACCUUCGUUGUUCACCUGUACAGGCACAUUAGAGAGAAGAACGUCUACGAGAUUCAUCAGAUGUACGAGGGUUCAUUCCAGAAGCUCAGCGACCGGAUGUUCAAGGACAGUCCCUGGCCAUCUGUCGAUGCAGUGGCACCGUACGUAGAUAACGACCAUGUCUUCUGUUUGCUGUAUCAGGAGAUGUGGUUUCGGCAUCUCUACGCGAGAUUGACACCGACGCCGAAGCAGAGGAUUGAUUCGUGGGACAAUUACUGUAGCUUGUUUCAGGUGGUGUUACAUGGCGUGGUGAAUAUGCAGUUGCCGAAUCAAUGGCUGUGGGAUAUGAUUGAUGAGUUCGUUUAUCAGUUCCAGUCGUUUUGUCAGUACCGGGCAAAGAUGAAGAGCAAGACCGAGCAGGAGAUUGCUCUUCUCAGACAGUACGAUCAGGCAUGGAAUGUGUUUGGUGUGCUCAAUUACCUGCAAGCACUUGUGGAAAAGUCCAUGAUCAUCCAGAUCUUGGAGCAAGAGAAAGAGGGUCUAGAGCAGUUCACUGCAACUGAUGGGUAUGAUUACAGUGGUGGGAGUAAUGUUUUGAAGGUGCUUGGUUAUUUCAGCAUGGUGGGAUUGCUGCGAGUUCAUUGUCUUCUCGGUGAUUAUCAUACUGGUUUGAAGUGUUUGCUUCCCAUUGACAUCAGUCAAUCAGGUGUUUAUACCAGUGUUAUUGGAAGCCACAUUAUUACUAUAUAUCACUAUGGGUUUGCAAACCUUAUGUUGAGAAGGUACGUGGAGGCAAUUCGUGAUUUCAACAAGAUUCUCCUGUAUAUUUAUAAGACCAAGCAAUAUCAUCAGAAAUCUCCUCAGUAUGAGCAGAUAUUGAAGAAGAAUGAGCAGAUGUAUGCCUUGCUAGCAAUCUGUCUUUCUCUCUGCCCCCAAGUGAAGCUUGUUGAGGAAAAUGUAAACAAUCAAUUAAGGGAGAAGUAUGGUGAGAAAAUGCUGAGAAUGCAGAGGUAUGAUGAUGAGGCAUAUGCUCUCUAUGAUGAACUUUUCUCAUAUGCAUGUCCAAAGUUCAUAACCCCAUCUGCUCCUAUUUUUGAGGAACCUCUUGUAAAUUAUAAUCAGGAUGCUUAUAGACUUCAAUUAAAGCUGUUCCUUUAUGAAGUGAAGCAACAACAACUAUUAUCAGGUGUGCAGUCCUUUUUGAAGUUGCACUCUACCAUCUCAAUUGGGAAGCUUGCAACUUAUUUGGAAGUAGAUGAAUCCACUCUGAGGACAAUAUUAAUGACUUACAAGCACAAGACGCACACUGUUGACAGUGAUGGAAGGAUAAUUUGUAAUGUUGAUGUGGACUUCUACAUUAACAAUGACGUGAUACAUGUUAUCGAGUCCAAAUCAGCAAAGCAGUAUGGUGAUUACUUCAUGCGUCAGAUUGUUAAGCUUGAAGAAACAAUCAAUGACAUGGACAGAAUAAAACUGGAGUGAGGCUUUCCAGUUUCUAUGGGGAUUUACUACUUACCCAUCAGCUCCAACGGAGGACCACUUUCCAUUUCAACCCCAUUGGGUUUCUUGUGAGCUGAGAAGAGAUUUCCUUCUGGUUUUACCAUUCUGCUCUCAUUUCAGCUUUGAGUCGGUGACUCGGUGUACUUAGGCGGGCUUAGAAUCUUCAGUCGUGCUUGUUCUUUAUUUGCUUAAGAGCUGUUAAUUUUCUCAGAUUCGUCACCAAAUUCUUUUCUUCCAUUGAAAUUCUUUAACCAACCAUUUGGGGGCUUAUUCGCCUAUGUGUAUGAUUUUGUUUUCCAAAUCAAAAGCAACUGCCAAAUCAGUAAAACAAAGCCAAUCAUGUUGCAGCCCUUUUAACUUA